AUGGGCCGCGGCCGCUCGAGGAAGCGGGCCAGGCGGGCCGCCGCGGUCGGAGUGGAGGAGGAGGGUGGGGAGGGGGACGGGCAGGAGGUGAAGGAGGAGGUGGUGGUGGAGGAGGAGGAGGAGGUGCUCCUGUUCGCGGUCGGCGCGGAGGUGGAGGUGGGGAGCGACGACCCGGGCUUCGUCGGCUCGUUCUACGAGGCCACCGUCGAAGCCCACCUCACGGACGACGGCGGCCGCGGCUACGGCUACGCCGUGGUCUAUUCCACGCUGGAGGAGGGCGAGGAGGGCCCGGGGUCUUCGUCGUCGUCGCCGCCGCCGCCGCUGCGGGAGGAGGUCCGCGCCCACGACGUGCGCCCGCGGCCGCCUCCGGCGGUGGAGCCGGGGCCCGAGGGGUUUGCGAUGCACGACAUGGUCGAGGCGUUCCACAACGAGGGGUGGUGGUCCGGCGUGGUCACCGGCCUUCCGCUGCCGCUGGACGUGGAGCCCCGGCGGAGGGUGUACGCGGUGGCGUUCCCGACGUCGCGGGAGGUGAUGGAGUUCGAGCAGGCGGCGCUACGGCCGCACCGCGUGUUCCGCCGUGGCCGCUGGGUCCCGGCUGCUGAUGCGGAUGAUGAAAGUCCAGCAUUCAGAAAGGGAGGCUUAGUUGAAGUGAGUCGAUCUGCAGUAAGCUUUGGCGAGUCUUGGAAUCCUGCUACUGUUUUGAAAGUGAUUGGUUCUACCAAUUUCUUUGUACAGUAUAGACGCAUCGGAGAAGAUGGGGAACUGACAACUGAAAUUGUUGAUUCUCAGUAUAUUCGGCCAGCACACACAAUCACUCGUAUGGACUCAAAAUACAGAUUUUCUCCAUCUUCUCAUGUAGAGGUUUUUCAUGACAGUAGCUGGUGGCCUGGAAUUGUUUUGGAUGCUUCAAGUAGUGUAUUUGGCAAGAUGUAUACUGUUAAACUGAAGAGUCAUAUGACAGGCAUGGAUGAUGUGGAAUGCGUGGAUAAGUUGACAGUUGAAAAUACAAGGCUGAGGCCACGGUUUGACUGGGAUGGUAGAAAAUGGAUACGCUGUGUGACAGCAGCAAAGAAGCAUGCCACUGAAGGGCAACAGUCAACUUCUCGAAAAAGGCCAAUUCCUGCUGCCUUGGCAUCAUGUCAUGACAAUGGUGAAAUCAGAGAUAAACCAAGCUCACAUUUUGACAAAAUCAAGGACCUUAGUUCUUAUCCUAAAGGAACAGUGAAUCAACAAAGUGCAGUACUGGCAUUAGCAUCUCAGAUAGCACUUCCUUUAGAUUCAUCACUUAUUCUAGGUAGUCCUAUUGAAUCAUCAUCUUCUCGAAUGGAUAUCAUGCCUUCUGUGCCACAAAAUGGGGAGUUGAAAGCUUCACUGUUUGGGAUGUUUGGGAAACUAAGACCUAUUCCACAGGGUCCACUUUUAGGGGUGCAAUCACAUAACCCUGAUUUUAGCAUAAUUGAAGAAUCAAAAAGGACAUCAACUGAUGAAGGCUGUUUUCUGAUUUCAUGUGCUGGAAAUAACUUAAACUUUGGAUCAUUUGCUGGAAUUGAUAUGUCCAGGAAAAGGAAAGGGUGUAUUUAUUUUCAAGCACCCGAGGGAUCAGGGAUGAAUCUUGAAAGUGUGAGUUGUUUUCACAUUACGGAGAUAAAGAAAUGCAGAGUUCACAAAACAAUUGAGGGAACCAACAAGAUUGCUCCUACCUUUGAAGAACGGACCAAAGUGAUCUUUGGGGAUGAACAUGAUGUACUGUCUACUGAUGUUGCUGGCUCUGGAACUCCUUCAGCAAAAAAAUCAGUUAGUUGUAUUGAUCAAACUGCACUAGAGUACAGUAAAGGUCCACAUGAAAGUAGCAUUGUCGAUAUAAUCAAACUGAGUGAAAUUGGCGAUCUUCACCAAGAGGAGAACCUAAUACUGCCUGCAACUUCGGGUGAUGUGAAUUUCCAAGACUCCCGUGAAGACUUUUGUCAGAGGUUUUUGGUUAGGCCUGAAGAUACUACAGUGGAUCUAUUUCCUUCAGCAAAGAGUUGUGAAGCUGCCAGGCAUGCUCACCUGGUCUGCAAGGACAGCUUGGGAGCUAUAGUUGAGUGUGUGACGAAUUGUACUGUUCCAACUGAGAAUUUGUCAGUUUUGUCUCCAGCAAUGUUCGAUGAUGUGGUGCCGAACCAAUCAUCAGUCAGUGAUAAUUGUGAGGAUAACAAGAAAGAUGGCAUGUACGAGGUAGAUCAUGAAGCAAAUGAGAUGGAGUUGGCCAUUAUUACUCCUAAAACUCAGCAUGCCAGUGUUGGUGGACCAUUCUCAACCACAUCUUUAUCUGCAGUGAGGGGUGAAAUUGUCCUUGCACAAAGUUCAACCUGGGAGUCUACACUCAAUGAACAAACCAGAGUUUCACAGCAGGGUCACAGUUCACCCAUGGUAGGAUCACUAGAAUGUGUUGCUGAAAGUAGCCAGUCCAUCGACUAUUCAACGAUAACUCAGUUAUCUUCUUUUGAUAUGAGCCAGUCUAUUGAUGCUGAACUUGGUAGCAGCUUGAUCGUUUCAAACAAUGUUCAGGAUACACCAAUAUCCAAGUAUGUUGCAAGAACACAGGACCCUUGCUGCCCCUUGAUGCAGAAAUCUUUACAUGUGCAUGAGAUUAUUAUGGCCGGUCAACCAUCAGAAGCCUUGGCUAUUGUUGAACCUCCAUUCGUGAGGACCUCCCCGUUGUGGGCACAGAUCGAGGCAAUGGAAAUAUUCAGUAAAGUGCCACAGCGACCACAUUUUCAUCAGUUAUGGAAGCAUGUUCCAGAGCUUCGUGAAGGAAUGGCAUUAGGUUUGAUGUUCUCUUUCGCCAAUUUAGCAGAUAGCAUAAAGAAAUUGAAUGUCCAUGACAAUAAUGCAGUGUUCGAAGAUAAAAUGAAGGGUAUUUCAUUGUUGGAAGCAGACGGUUUUGAUGUCAGGCACCUGCGAUCUCGCCUAGAAACUUUGCUCAGUUUGAAGAACAGCUGGUCCAAAAUACAGGACAUGAUGGAACAAUCGGAUAGGAAGAUUGCCCAAGAAGAAACUGAUGAUCAGAAGCUCUGUACAGAAGUCAGCAUGCUAAGUAUGGUUCUCCGUCAGUUCGAAACACAUGCCCAUCUCUUCCGUUGCAUGAAGCAGCAUGCGAUUUCACAGAAGAUGAGCCACGCCGUGGAGAAAUCAAGACUCAGAGUAGACGCCAGCGAACUCAAGCGGUCAUCUCUGUCCACCGAGCAGCAAUUCAGCAGCGUCGUGGGUGCGCCGUGGUAAGUUUCACGCAAACUAAUCUGGUAUGCUUUAUGUACAUAGUUACUGAUGGUAUGUUAGGAAUGCUAGAUGUUGUGAUGCUGCCCCGCGAGCUGGUUGUGCCGCUGAAUCUCUUUUGUUUAUGUGAUGGGCCACUUUUGGCAUGUGGAGAACGCCCAGCGUAUGUAUCUGGGACGUUGCUGCCCUUUAUGCAGAACAUCCUUUUCCAGAUAUAUCCGAUGGCCACUGAUGUACAUAUAGAAUAGA
Molecule: messenger RNA, 3507 nt
Organism: Oryza brachyantha (malo sina)
Lineage: Eukaryota; Viridiplantae; Streptophyta; Magnoliopsida; Poales; Poaceae
Exons: 6
Coding region: 1-3264 (1087 amino acids)
Source: RefSeq, a predicted model, not a curated record